AGUGAAGUUAGUAGCGCAACGGACAACGUCGCGAACCGUCGUCUCCAUACGUGCUCUUGAUUACGUCAUACUAGUUCUGUGUUUGUGAUGUGGACACCGAACGAUGGAAACAGCAUUGAGGAAAGGGGUCGCGUGAACAAUGGCUCGGAUUUGGUGGUUAUGGACGAGAGGGCGAUCGCGGCUGCGAUGCCUGUACCUAAUGUCGCGACCCUCAACGUCACCAAGUCUUCCAAAGUUCACAUCGGCCCUAAGUUCGUCUCCGUCACCCAGAAUGUCCAAAACGCGGAGAUGGUUAAAGAAUUACCCCUACCGAGCUACAUCUGGAACUUGGUGAAGAACAGUUCGAGGACCGAAAGACUGUCCUGCGCUGCGGCCCUGGUCGUGCUUAUCGUCUGCAUUACUCUCAUCGUAUAUUUCACAGUACAAAGCACGAAAGUUGGCGGUGGUUUGGACAGCCCUCCACAUGAAUGGAACAUAACCCGUGAGAUGUGGCUAGCUCAGUCGUUCAACUCAUCAGACAUAGCCGAAAAGUUCGAACCAUUGAUGUUGGUGAUCGUCCAACAUACCGUAAGCGGGGAGUGCACGAAGUUUGCUCAAUGUGCUGCUGAACUACGGAAUAUACAGGGCUGGUACAUCAGUUUUCACAAAUAUGAUAUCCCAUAUAAUUUUAUUAUCGGCAAUGACGGUCGCGUAUACGAAGGACGUGGCUGGAAUAAGGAAGGAGCUCACACUUAUGGCUAUAAUAGGUGCUCUUUGGGAAUUGCAUUCAUUGGAGAUUAUCGCGGAGAAAGGCCUUAUCAUUCGCGAGUUACGGAAGCUCAGUUAAAUAGAACAAGAAUGUUACUGGAGGAUGGAGUAAGAAUGAAAUAUCUUCGUCCUGAUUAUUUAGUCGUCGGCGCGAAGGAUGUCCAAGACACGGCGAGCCCUGGGUCGAAUCUCUUACAGGCUCUACGUUUAUGGGAUACUUAUGAUCAUAAACGCCGGUUUUACGGUUUAAACUGCACACAGAUACAAGAAAAGUAUGGAGAUCAAAUACUACGUACCUAGAAGCUUAGAGAGGCUAAUGACAUCAUAAAUAGGGUAUAUUAUUGUUGAAUGUUAGGGAUAUAACACAUAUAAGCAGCCGCGGAGGUGUGGCUUUAGCUUUGAUUUCGCGUAAUGCUUUUCUUUUGUAGUCUGGCCAUUGACACGUACAAGCAUAACGUACACGUACAUCUAAAGUCGAAAUCAUUAUGAAUGUAUGCGAUUUAUAACUUUAAUGUGCCGAUACUAUUUUUUUUUUCAUAAUUUUAAAACAAAUACGUGCCAUAAAAAUUAUAUAUAUUUUUUAUAUUAUACAUUACAGGAAAACAAAAAUUAGAUGCGAAAAUAUGUCAAAAGAGUAUACAUACAAACUAUAACGUAUAAAAGGAAUUUUUAGUAAAGUAAUUAUUUGUUUUAUUUUUGGCUAUUUAUACUUGUGUGAGAGUUUCACACGCGAAAACCAGAUGAAAAAUCUUUUAGUUUUGUCAUCUUAAUACAUAGAAAUAUAACAAACAUAUACAAACCGCAGAUACAUCACCAUAUUUAAAACAGAUUUUAGCUAAAGUACUAAAACUAAUUAUAUCACCAAUCUUUACGCAGGAACCUGGCGAAGGAAAUACCUUUAUGAGAUUAGUCCUAUGGAAUUUAUUUUCAUUUACUUAAAGUAAUGAAAUUAAUCUUUUUGUAGAAACAAUUGUGAUAACUAAAUAACAAAAAAUGUAUGUGAGCCUUUUUUAGAACAAUUUAGUAAAAAAAUUCUCGACUUGACAUUUUAUGUCACUAAUGUCAUAUGCUAAGAUUGUGUAUUUCUUUGGUUAAUAAAAGGGGUGUGACUGAGAUGAUCAGCGCGUUUAAUACAAGCUGUAUUAUAAAAACAAGGUUUAGUUCCACCCAUUUCAAAUUUUUCUGUCACCAGCAAUAACAAAAACAAAAUGGCAAAACGCAAUCAUACCAUCGCCCGUGUAGAUGAUGAUUUUUAAAAAAAUUACGGACAAAGCAGAAAACUCAGUUCUCAAUAUUAUUAUUUUCUGUUGACUUAAAAUAAUCUGAUAACUGACAAUAUAUUUGAUAAUGACGAACAUGUAAAUAACGAAAUAUCAUAUCUAAUGAUCGAUUAAUUCAUAACACUUAAAAUUUCGACAAAUUUUCAAUUUUUUAAGACUUGCAAGCUAAUUAUUAUUCUUGCGAUAUUAUCUAAAUAAUGAAUUAUAUUGAGUGUACUCAUUGUUUGUACGUUUUAACAAACGAAUCUGUUUUUUGUUAGAUUCAAGAACAAUACUUACGAAUAUUUACAUUUACAGUCCAUUUAAUUAUACUCAACAGUACACAACAUUUAUAAUUCAUAUUUGAAGAAGGUGAAACCGUGUGACAAAUCUAUGUAAUUCUAAUAAUGUAUGAAAGUUCUAAAGCUAGUUCAUGUUUUGAAAUAUUUUACAUAAAUUGUUAUAUCUGUCGGUUCGUGAACAGCUGGUACAGUUUCUUCAAUGUUUCCUCAUCUGUAAAUAAACUGUUAUCGUUCAGUCAACGUUUCUAGAAUAAGUUGUGGUUUUUCACGGCUCAGAUUACAAAUAUAUAACAUUAAAUAAAUUACGUUAUAAACUACGAAAUAAUGUUUAUAUAGAAUGCAUUAUGUUUCAUAAAAAAAAAUCUAUCAUUUGUGUCUUAAUUUGUCUUAUAAAGUUGUAUAUAUUGUAAUAUAAAGUUUCGUUAUAUGAGAACACUUAUCUUACAGUUUGUAAAAUAUCAUGUACAUAUGUAUAUAUAUCUAUUUGCGACCAUAUGUCUGUACCAAAACAAGGCUACUAGCCAAACAGUUCGCGUGUAAAAUAAAACAGCUCGAUAGAACUGUUAGCAGCAGGCUAUUAAUUAUAACAUUCCAAGAAUUUGUAUAUUACUGGUGGUAGAGCUUAGUGCAAGCUUGUCUGGGUAGGUACCACCCACUCAUCAGAUAUUCUAUCGCUAGACAGCAGUACUUGGUAUUGUGUUCCGGUUUGAAGGAUGAGUGCGCCAGUGUAAUUACAAGCACAAGAGACAUAACAUCUUAGUUCCCAAUGUUGGUGGCGCAUUGGUGAUGUAAGCGAUGGUAACAUUUCUUACCAAUGUCUAUGGGCGUUGGUGACCACUUACCAUCAGGUGGCCCAUAUGCUCGUCCACCUUCCUAUUCCAUAAAAAAAGAAGACACUCAUCAAAAUAGUAUAUCACCAUAAGUCGCUUGACAACAGUUCGCGGAUGAGUAAUGAAUUGUUCAUACAGAAUAGCAGUACUGUACCACUGAUGAUACUUACUGAAUUAUUCUUGGUACAAUUAAUAAUUUGUACUUUAUAGGAUAUAAAUAAAUAAUAUAAAAAUUACAAUGCUAGUGAGAGCAAUUAAAUGACUCUAUAGAAUAAGAAUAUACUAUGUUUUUUAUUUAGCAUAAAUAAUAAUUUUA
Molecule: messenger RNA, 3454 nt
Organism: Nymphalis io (European peacock)
Lineage: Eukaryota; Metazoa; Arthropoda; Insecta; Lepidoptera; Nymphalidae
Product: peptidoglycan-recognition protein 2-like
Exons: 5
Coding region: 88-1047 (319 amino acids)
Biological process (GO): peptidoglycan catabolic process
Molecular function (GO): N-acetylmuramoyl-L-alanine amidase activity; zinc ion binding
Source: RefSeq, a predicted model, not a curated record